Messenger RNA from Solanum stenotomum, 579 nucleotides. RefSeq names its product kiwellin-1-like. Bases 1 to 579 code for a protein of 192 amino acids. The transcript has a single exon. The record is from RefSeq and is a predicted model, not a curated record. Lineage: Eukaryota; Viridiplantae; Streptophyta; Magnoliopsida; Solanales; Solanaceae.
AUGAAGAACAUUAGAUUAUGUACUAAAUCUCUUAUUGUGUUGCUAAUUCUUUCUACUAUUUGUAGUUUCUCAGAGUCAAGAUUGCAAAUCUGCAAGCCUAGUAGCAAGAUUAAGGCAAAAAAGCCGCCCAACGGACAUUGUAACAUCGAAGAAGAUGACAUAUGUUGCAUCAAAGACAAAAUAUACACUACUUACAAAUGUUCACCUCAAGUGUCUAGCAAGACUAAAGCAAUUCUCACAUUGAAUAGUUUCGAAAAGGGUGGAGAUGGAGACGGAGACGGACCAUCAAAAUGUGAUGAUAAGUAUCAUUCUGAUGAUACACAUGUUGUAGCUCUUUCGACUGGUUGGUACAAUGGAGGAGGGAGAUGUCUUAGCAACAUAACGAUAUAUGGUAAUGGAAGAAGCGUAAAUGCCAUGGUUGUGGAUGAAUGUGAUUCAACUAUGGGUUGUGAUGAGAAACAUGAUUAUCAACCACCAUGUCAAAAUAACCUUGUUAGCGCUUCACAAGGCGUUUGGAGAGCCUUACACGUGCCUAUGAACGAAUGGGGUGAGUUGGACAUAACUUGGUUCGAUGAAUAG